Messenger RNA from Phodopus roborovskii (desert hamster), 3476 nucleotides. Its product is annotated as proteasome adapter and scaffold protein ECM29-like. Gene Ontology annotation, molecular function: molecular adaptor activity. NCBI's taxonomy places the organism in Eukaryota, Metazoa, Chordata, Mammalia, Rodentia, Cricetidae. Gene Ontology annotation, cellular component: cytoplasm; nucleus. The record is from RefSeq and is a predicted model, not a curated record.
GGUCUGAUGAGUAGCAGCAAAGAAGAAAUGCGUGAAUUGGCAGCUUUGUUCUAUUCUGUGGUUGUGUCAACAGUGUCCGGUAGUGAAUUAAAGUCAAUGAUAGAACAACUUAUAAAGGCGACAAAAGACAAUCAUAGCCCUGAGGUACAGCAUGGAUCCUUGCUUGCAUUGGGAUUCACUGUGGGAAGAUACUUGGCUAAGAAGAGAAUGAGAAUGGCAGAGCAGCAUGACCUGGAGACAGAUGCUGAUCUCUUGCCUGAGCAAGAAGAUCUCAUUCAGAAUGCAACAGAGAUAAUAGGUUCAUUUUUAGACAGUACAUCACCUCUGUUGGCAAUUGCUGCCUGUACAGCCCUUGGUGAAAUUGGCAGAAAUGGUCACUCCCCCAUCCCCAGUGAAGGAUCUGGAUUUACCAAACUGCAUCUGGUAGAAAGCUUACUGAAUAAUCCUUCCACUAAAGAAACUAAUAAGAUGAAAGAACGAGCAAUCCAAACAUUGGGCUAUUUUCCAGUUGGGGAUGGGGGUUUUCCCCACCAGAAACUCCUUUUGCGAGGCCUGAUGGAUUCUGUGGAGGCUAAGCAGAUCGAACUUCAAUUCACCAUUGGUGAAGCCAUCACCAGUGCUGCAAUAGGAACUAACUCUGUGGCUGCCCGAGAUGCCUGGGUGGUGACUGAAGAAGAAUAUACACCUCUUGCUGGUGCCAAAAUGAAUGAUGUUGUUCCCUGGGUUUUAGAAGUUAUUUUAAGUAAGCAUAUUAUCAGUCCCAACCCACAUGUGAGGCAAGCAGCCUGCAUCUGGCUCCUUUCUCUUGUGAGGAAGCUAAGUACCCAUAUAGAAGUGAAGUCUCAUCUUAAGGAAAUUCAGAGUGCAUUUGUUUCGGUUCUGUCAGAAAAUGAUGAACUCAGUCAAGAUGUUGCCUCAAAAGGGCUUGGGUUGGUUUAUGAACUGGGCAGUGAACAAGAUCAACAAGAAUUGGUGUCUACACUUGUAGAAACACUUAUGACUGGCAAAAGAGCUAAACAUGAAGUUUCUGGAGAGACAGUGGUAUUUCGGGGAGGCCUUGGCAAAACACCUGAUGGCCAGGGUCUUUCUACUUACAAAGAGCUUUGUUCUCUGGCAAGUGAUCUUAGUCAGCCAGAUCUGGUAUAUAAAUUUAUGAAUCUGGCAAAUCACCAUGCAAUGUGGAACUCCAGGAAGGGUGCUGCUUUUGGUUUUAAUGUAAUUGCUACUAGAGCUGGAGAACAACUGGCUCCUUUUCUGCCUCAACUAGUUCCUCGACUUUAUCGUUACCAGUUUGAUCCCAAUCUUGGAAUUCGACAGGCUAUGACAAGUAUUUGGAAUGCAUUGGUUACUGACAAGUCAAUGGUGGAUAAAUAUUUGAAGGAAAUUCUUCAAGAUGUGAUUAAAAACCUUACCAGCAACAUGUGGCGAGUUCGAGAAUCCAGCUGUUUAGCUUUGAAUGAUUUAUUGAGAGGAAGACCUUUAGAUGACGUCAUUGACAAACUUCCAGAAAUGUGGGAAACACUUUUUAGAGUACAAGAUGAUAUUAAGGAAUCUGUACGGAAAACAGCAGAACUAGUUCUGAAAACUCUGAGUAAGGUUUGUGUGAAAAUGUGUGACCCUGCCAAAGGAGCAGCUGGCCAGAGAACCAUUGCUGUCCUCCUGCCCUGCCUUCUGGACAAAGGAAUGAUGAGUCCUGUGACGGAAGUUCGAGCCCUCAGCAUUAACACCCUUGUGAAGAUCAGCAAAAGUGCAGGAGUCAUGUUGAAGCCACAUGCCCCCAAACUCAUCCCAGCACUGCUAGAGUCCUUAAGUGUAUUGGAGCCUCAAGUUCUCAAUUAUUUGAGUCUCCGCGCUACAGAACAAGAAAAGGCUGCAAUGGAUAGUGCUCGACUCAGUGCUGCCAAGUCCUCUCCCAUGAUGGAGACAAUCAACAUGUGCCUGCAAUAUCUUGAUGUGUCGGUGCUGGGAGAGCUAGUUCCUAGGUUAUGUGAACUGAUCAGAAGUGGUGUAGGUCUUGGAACUAAGGGAGGCUGUGCCAGUGUCAUCGUUUCCUUAACUACUCAGUGUCCCCAGGACCUAACACCUUACUCAGGUAAACUUAUGAGUGCUUUGCUUAGUGGCCUAACAGAUCGGAACAGUGUAAUUCAGAAAUCCUGUGCAUUUGCCAUGGGCCAUUUAGUUCGGACGUCACGGGAUAGCAGCACUGAAAAACUGCUACAGAAGCUCAAUGGCUGGUACAUGGAGAAAGAAGAACCUAUCUACAAGACCUCUUGUGCUUUGACUAUUCAUGCAAUUGGAAGAUACAGCCCUGAUGUAUUGAAGAACCAUGCCAAAGAAAUUCUGCCCUUGGCCUUCCUAGGCAUGCAUGAAAUUGCUGAUGAGGAGAAAUCUGAAAAAGAAGAAUGUAAUUUGUGGACUGAAGUGUGGCAGGAAAAUGUACCUGGCUCCUUUGGAGGUAUUCGAUUAUAUAUGCAGGAGUUGAUUGCUAUUACCCAGAAGGCCUUACAAUCGCAGUCUUGGAAAAUGAAAGCCCAGGGUGCAAUUGCUAUGGCAUCAAUUGCAAAACAAACAAGCUCUCUAGUACCUCCAUAUCUGGGAAUGAUACUGAGUGCUUUGGUGCAAGGCCUGGCUGGAAGAACAUGGGCAGGAAAGGAAGAACUACUAAAAGCCAUUGCCUGUGUGGUGACAGCUUGCAGUACAGAGUUAGAGAAGUCUGUGCCCAACCAACCCACCACAAAUGAAAUUCUUCAGGCUGUCUUGAAGGAGUGUUGCAAAGAGAAUCUCAAAUAUAAGAUUGUAGCAAUCAGCUGUGCAGCUGAUGUUUUGAAAGCCACCAAAGAAGACAGAUUCCAGGAGUUUUCUGAUAUUGUCAUACCCCUCAUCAAGAAGAACUCACUUGAAAGCAUGGGAGUUCGGAGCACCAAAGGUGAAGAUGAAAAUGAUAAGGAAAGAGAGCUGCAGCUGGAGUCUCUGCUGGGUGCCUUUGAGAGCUUGGGCAAAGCCUGGCCCAGGAACCCAGAAACCCAACGUUGUUAUCGUCAGGAGCUGUGCAAACUGAUGUGUGAACGACUAAGACUCAGCACAUGGAAAGUGCAGCUAGGUGUCCUCCAGUCGAUGAACGCCUUUUUCCAGGGGUUAAUGCUUUUGGAGGAAGAACAUGCAGAUUCUGAAGCUCUGGCUGAAAUUCUUCUUGAAACUUGUAAAUCAAUUACUUACUCUUUAGAAAAUAAGACCUACUCAUCUGUGAGAACAGAAGCUUUAUCUGUGGUAGAAUUGCUGCUUAAAAAACUUGAAGAAGCUAAACAGUGGGAAAGUUUGACGGCGGAAUGCAGAAGACUUUUGGUUGAGUCUUUAGCUACUAUGGAGACAGACAACAGACCUGAGCUGCAGGAGAAAGCCACAGUAUUGAAGAAAACACUUGAAAGUCUGGAAUGAAUGAGAAUGGGAAAAAACAAACAAGUGCCAUGUUCUUUUGG